UCACGGGAAAUCGACCAAAGAGCAUACAAUGAUUUAAGAACGAGGAUUCCCCCAUGUUACAAAAUGGCUUCUGUGAGGAUGACAAUGCGCCGGCUGGCGUCUGCUGUGAACAGAAGAUUGCCACUGACAGCUACUCUAAACAAAGCAACACAUAAUGUGACACACACUCGCUGUAUGUCAGGAUGGGCUGACCUACCAGACAUCCACACCAUGUUGAGGAAGACGUGUCGUGAUUUUGCUGAUAAGGAGUUGAUGCCCAUUGCUGGAGAGCUUGACAAGGAACACAGAUAUCCUAAAGAACAAGUGAAGAAGUUGGGAGAGCUUGGGCUGAUGGCAAUCGAUGUCCCAGAGGUCUAUGGUGGAACUGGUCUGGACUACUUAGCCUAUGCUAUCGCUAUGGAAGAGAUCAGCAGAGGAUGUGCAUCAUGUGGAGUCGUUAUGAGUGUGAAUAAUUCUUUAUAUCUUGGACCAAUUAUGAAGUUUGGCAAUGAAGGGCAGAUUGAGAAGUUCGCCAAACCAUUCCUAGACGGUGACAGGGUCGGCUGUUUUGGACUCAGCGAGCCAGGGAAUGGUAGUGAUGCAGGUGCUGCCUCGACCACGGCAAGACUAAACGGCGACCACUGGGUACUGAAUGGCAGGAAAGCCUGGAUUACUAAUGGCUAUGAAUCAGAAGCUAGUGUUGUCUUUGCUACUACAGACAAAUCACUCAAACACAAGGGCAUCAGUGCUUUCCUCGUUCCCAAACCCACUGAGGGUCUCUCGUUGGGGAAGAAGGAAGACAAGUUGGGAAUAAGAGCAUCGUCAACGACGGAACUCAUCUUUGAGGAUUGCGCAAUCCCGAGGGAGAAUCUACUGGGUCAGGAAGGCAUGGGAUUCAAGAUUGCCAUGAUGACGCUUGAUGCUGGAAGGAUAGGAGUUGCGGCGCAAGCUUUGGGUAUUGCUCAGGCUGCGUUGGAAUGUGCAAUCAAGUAUGCAACGGAGCGGAAGGCGUUUGAGAAACCUAUAGCCAGUUUACAGCUUAUACAGAGUAAACUAGCUGAUAUGGAAGUACGAGUGGAGAGUGCCAGGCUACUCACAUGGAAAGCAGCUGCUCUCAAAGAUAGCGGCAAGAACUUUAUAAAGGAGGCUGCUAUGGCCAAGUUGGCUGCAUCAGAGGCUGCAACAUUCUGUGCACAUCAGUCCAUUCAGAUCCUAGGUGGUAUGGGUUAUGUGACUGACAUGCCUGCUGAGAGAUACUACAGGGAUGCACGAAUUACAGAGAUCUACGAAGGAACCAGCGAGAUUCAGAAACUAGUCAUUGCUGGCAGGAUGCUGAAGGAGCAUGCUGAGAAGAUGUAGACGAGUGAUCGGAAACAUUCCUUAGGCCGUGGCGGGACUUCGCAAGAUCACUUGUAAGGUCGUGUCCGAGACGGCGACUUCGACUACAGCUACAGCUAGAUCGCAGAGAUCUACGAAGGAACUAGUGAGACUCAGAAACUAGUCAUUGCUGGCAGGAUGCUGAAGGAGCAUGCUGAGAAAAUGUAGAUGAGUGAUCGGAAACAUUCCUUAGGCUGUGUCUGAAUUGGUGACUUCGGCUACAGCUACGGCUAGAUCGCGCGUGUCUCCUUAUUCUUCAACACUGGCAGGCGCGCUGACCUAGCCGUUGCUGUAGCCAAAGUCGUUGUUUCGAACAUGGCCGAACAAGUGAUCUUGCAAGUUCAAAACCUAAUGUUUGAAAACAGUAAAAACAUAAUUUGGUUUUUUUACGAUGUUCUUGUGACGCUGAUGACCGAGUGAACUUAAAUCUUAACUGGGUUUCAUUUUAUGAAUAUGUUGGGCUACACAAAGUUACUAAUGUUGUCCUGUGCCCAGAUUCAUAGAGCCGCUUAAGCAGAGUGCUUAAACAUUUUCUGCUUAGCAAAAGUAAGCAGGAUACCAGUCCAAGAUUGCACACAAGGCAUGCUCUUUUGACUGGUAGCCUUAUUCUGGUAAGCAUAUUUUUGAUAUGCUUAGCCAUUUUUGUGCUAACCCUAAUCACCUCAUGCCUUUCAAAACCCAUUGCUGCGUUUGAUUCUGUUGGGGGGGAGUAUCAUUUGAAUUCGGAAAGUCAUGUGUUAACCAAUGACCAAAUUCUCGUUGAACAAAACCAUGCAAGUUUUGAUAACAUGUUAUGGUAAGUUUGGUAAAUCAUAUGUUGCCUUUUCACCAAUAUUAUUAGUAACUUCCUACUCAGUUUUGAAUUGAAAAUGUGACACCCCAUUCAUAAUCAGGUUCUUGUCACAAAUAAUGACGGCAACCAAAACAUUAGCACUAGUAUAAGUAUGAUGUGAUAUUUUAAAGGGUCUAGGUACUUUUUUUGACACAAAACACAAUGUCCUCAAAUUUACACUAAACUUACACG
Asterias rubens (European starfish) is the source of this 2380-nucleotide messenger RNA. Its product is annotated as short-chain specific acyl-CoA dehydrogenase, mitochondrial-like. Gene Ontology annotation, cellular component: mitochondrion. The coding region runs from base 64 to 1338 and encodes 424 amino acids. NCBI's taxonomy places the organism in Eukaryota, Metazoa, Echinodermata, Asteroidea, Forcipulatida, Asteriidae. Gene Ontology annotation, biological process: fatty acid beta-oxidation using acyl-CoA dehydrogenase; butyrate catabolic process. The record is from RefSeq and is a predicted model, not a curated record. Gene Ontology annotation, molecular function: flavin adenine dinucleotide binding. The transcript is spliced from 10 exons.